CAUGACCCUUUUUCUCCGAUAACACCUAUCACCCUGCCCUCACUCCACGUUACCGUCACCACGUGACAUCGUCCGACAGUGUUUUGAGUAAAGUGUUGACAUCUGCUGGCGGGAUGCGACACCAGUGUUUCAAAAUUCUUCCUGGUGAGUGCGUAGAAGUGUUCCGCAGGGAUGGAGUGUUUUGAUGUGCGAGUGUUUGUAGUAUAAAACUCAUCGGAUUGUAAAUGUUUAAAGGAUUAGUGAACUACACUGGGGCAAGAUGGGCAAGUUACUAUCCAAAAUUUUUGGCAACAAGGAGAUGAGAAUAUUGAUGUUAGGCUUAGAUGCUGCCGGAAAAACCACUAUUUUAUAUAAACUCAAAUUAGGACAGUCAGUAACAACGAUACCAACUGUAGGAUUUAAUGUAGAAACUGUUACGUAUAAGAAUGUUAAGUUUAAUGUUUGGGAUGUUGGUGGACAAGAUAAGAUACGACCCUUAUGGCGGCAUUAUUACACUGGAACACAAGGACUUAUAUUUGUGGUGGAUUGUGCAGAUAGGGAUCGCAUUGAUGAAGCUCGUCAAGAACUACAUCGGAUCAUUAAUGAUCGAGAGAUGAGAGAUGCUAUUAUCCUCAUUUUCGCCAAUAAGCAGGACUUACCUGAUGCUAUGAAACCUCAUGAAAUUCAAGAAAAACUGGGCCUAACCAGGAUACGUGACCGUAAUUGGUAUGUGCAGCCAUCAUGUGCCACAACAGGGGAUGGGCUGUACGAAGGGCUGACAUGGCUCACGUCAAAUCAUAAAUUAUGAAUGAGCGAGCCAGGUUGCCCACGCAUAAGCCCCACCUGCAACAUAACUGCCAAGCCUGCUCCCUACUCAGGUCAGCACUGUGGUGGUGGUGCCAGCAGUGAGCACAGACAUAGUGGAGUGUGAACAGACAAGAAUACACCUAGUUCCUGACCAGAAUAGGGACUGACAAAAUCAGUUUUUGAAGAUAUUAUUUCUGUACAAUUGGAUGGUGACUUUUGUUUGUUUGAAUGUUUAAUUUACCAAUGUGUUUCAGGAAUGAAUCUUGAGUACUUGGAAAAAUAGAAAUGAAACAUUAUGUUAUGUAGACGAACAUUUAAAAUUUAAAAAUGAAUCUGAAAGUUUUUAAAAGACCUGUUCUUCCUUAAAUGACAUAUAUUUUUGAACUAGUAUUCUUUUGUGUUAUCAGAGGCAAGCAGAAGUAACUAGUUAUAUUUGGUCUAGAUUUAUAGUUGGCAUUAGUAAAUUUUGUACAGACAUAGAGCUGCAGGGGUUGUAUUUGGCUGUGUAGGUCUUAGAAAUGAAUGCUUUUGAUCCUUACGUACAAAUGCUUGCAAUAAUCCUAUGGAGAAAACAGACAUGUUUUGGGUUUUCUUUACCAGUUAUUUUUAGCUACGUCAGCAAUCCCCUUCAUCCGGGUUACCUUUGUAAAUUUCUGUUAGUUACGAGUGUUUGUGUAGUUAAAAUGAUUAUCAUUAGAUUCUAUUAUACAUAUUGGAUAAAGGUUAUGUAUUUAUCCCCUAAUACAAAUUUAUAUCAAGCUGUUGACUGAUAUUGUAAUUGCGGCAUGCCAGUUACUGUAGGGCAAGUACAGUUCUGUGCAAAUACGUGUAAAUAUUUAUCUGCUAAAAAAUACAAGACCAGCCAUCUGCUUUAUAAUUUGGCGUACAUACACUUACAUGUAUUGUGCAGACUCAACUGAAAUGUUCUGACUAUCAAUGAUUGAUCAGUGUGGAAUUGAGUGAUGGAGAGAAGGUAGUCACUGUGUGGCCAGUGUUGUUAAAUGGUGCGAGUGAAUGAUUUGCCAGGCACAACUACAAACGCAGAAUGAAAGGACUUGUACAGAAAGUGAAAGAUGUCUUAUAUGGAGUUCAGAGAGCCCUAAUGUGAUUCAUAAGAAGUGCAAUUGAAUUUCUUUAUCUUUAUUUGCACUUUUGACUGAGUACUGUGCUUCUUACCAAGCUAGAGAGGAAUUUACAAACCAAGUACAUAUGCAAAGAGAAAAUGGUCAUGCUUUUAGUGAAUGAAGUUUUUCUUAUUCUUUUCUAUGCAGAACUUCCAGCAUGUUAUCCAGUGAGAAGUCAAACUAGCAUUUGGGUGAUUUUUCAGCAUCCAUCCAUACCCUGUCUCCAUUGAUAUUGGUGGUUUGAUGGUCAAACGAUGCCAACGCAGUUCAAGUUAACUUUUCAACUAAUUCACAUGAGACUAUGUCAUCCAUUUGCUAUACGGUGUGGCAUUUUAUUAAACAUUAUCCAUAAUUUAAAGUUGUCAUCUUUGCAUUCCUCUGAAUGUGAAUACAUUAUUGUGUAUUAUACCUAUAGUAAGUCCGAAUAUGCUCCGAUCUUGAAGCAUAUUUUGGUUUACAUUUUAUUGCUACCAUAAUUUAUUCCUUGUACUUUUUUUCUUGUAUUUGUAACAUUUUGUAUAUAAUAAUCAAAAGAAAAUGUGUAGAAGUACAGUCCAGCUUAACUGACAAGCUGUAGUACUCAUAAGCCUUGUUUAGUAUCUCACUUGAUUUGAAAGCUUUUUAUAUAAGUAUCUGGUAUGUAUCUCAUUGUAAAUCCAGUUGUUUGAGUCCAAACACAUGCCAAUAAUAGUUUUGUCUUGUUAAUAUGAAGGGAAAUAUUGCUACUUGAAAAUGAUUCAGUAAUAAAAUCAAAACUCUUUAUUGUUGAACUUUUAUUACAAUUUGAAUAAUGUUAAUAAUAAUACAAAAUCCUUUUGUAGAUUGUGGUAAAGUUAUUCAUUUAUUGCAAUUGCAAGAUUCUUUGAAUUUGUGGUUGCCCAGUUGCUGCCCUUUUGUGGUUAUAUGUAAAGAAAGAUUGAAUAAUCCUAAUUUUACAUGAUAGUGUGAGAAUUACUCAAUUUUGAUGAAGAAAUCAAGAUGUGUACAAGUUCAGUGAGUGUGCAACGUAGCAAUGAACAGUAAAAUUUAGUAAUGUUCCUCAGCAAUUCCUCAUUGAUCUUUUUCAAUUUCAAACACAUAAUUAUAGGAAAAAGAUUAAAUGAGGGUGUUGCAAAUGAAGAAAGAUCAGUAUGAACAAUGGAUUGAGUGAGAACAGAGUUAGAGAAAUUCAAAGAGUAGGGGGAAUAAAUAAUUCAGUGAUUAAAUGAGCCACAGAUGGACAACCAUGUAAAAGUCUUUGUAAAUGUUUCAAUGUAAUGAACAAGUCAAAUUGGCUGAUACAAUUAUGGAAUCAUUUAUAAAGCAUUAAUGGCUUUGGAUCUGUAAUAAUUAGAAAUUAAAUAAGAGUUUUCGAUAUAGAUUUCUUGAAAAUAUUGCAAAACAUUACAAUUAAUUGGAUGUGAAUGAUGAAAAGCGAUAUCAAUGUUCUUGUGCAUCGUGUUGCUAAAUGAGAAUUACUGUACAAGACUUUCUGCUAAUUUUUAUAUUGUUAAAUCUGACAGAAGUAUUAUACAAGAUCUUGUGCAUAUUCAGAUAUUACAAUAAGUUUGUUGUAUAUUGCAAUGAGCAUUGUGAUGGAUGUACAGCUAUUACUGAAACAUUCAAAUUGUUUGUUGUUAUUGAACUCUUGAUACACCUGCUUUAAUUACUUAGUGUAGAGUAGUUCUUAAAUUGUGUAUUGAUUUUUGAUUUGCAUAAAAGUCAUGUUUUGGGAAUGAUGGAAGAAUAUUAAACGGGGGUGUUUUUACCAAGUUAAUGAAUUUGUUUGAAGAGCUGUUGUGAUGAUAUUCCAUUAAUAUUCUUUACAUCAUUUAAAAAAGAGGUAAGUUUUUCAAAUAACUAUUAAAAUAAAUUGGUACUAAAACCCUACACAAUUUUGAGUAUUGACAUUGUGUUCUCCAGAGUAAAUUUCUAUGAAAGUCUACCAGCAUGUUCACCCCUUAAAACAACAAAACACAAUUCAUUCUAGACCAAUACAAGUUCAAUUUUUAAUUAAAGAAAAAACGAAAAUGACAGUUGAAAGAUUUGCUAGUUUUAAUAUUAGAAGGAAAACAAGUUUUAUACAGUUUACCACCUAAUCACAGAUGGAAGAUUAACAAUUAUGUGGAUGAGUAGUGAUUCUCGUAACUGUUGCAACCUCCUGUAACAUGGUGUGACUUACAAAUUAUGUAUUGUGCAAGUGGGUUAAUACCAUAUCUGGGUUUGAUUCCCUGUUGGGACAUUCAUUAUUUGAGUCGAAACGUGAUUAAUAUUCAAAUUAAGUUGGUUCACUGGUUUUUU
Gryllus bimaculatus (two-spotted cricket) is the source of this 4190-nucleotide messenger RNA. Lineage: Eukaryota; Metazoa; Arthropoda; Insecta; Orthoptera; Gryllidae. The record is from the annotation of a GenBank genome assembly.